Haliotis rubra (blacklip abalone) is the source of this 2490-nucleotide messenger RNA. RefSeq names its product coiled-coil domain-containing protein 62-like. The record is from RefSeq and is a predicted model, not a curated record. NCBI's taxonomy places the organism in Eukaryota, Metazoa, Mollusca, Gastropoda, Lepetellida, Haliotidae. Bases 341 to 2245 code for a protein of 634 amino acids. The transcript is spliced from 15 exons.
GUUUGGGACUGUGGCUAACGAACGUGAUUGAACAAGCGGAGUUCUUGCCAACUAUGUAAACAAUGAUCAAUGAAGGAAAAAAUAUAUUUUUUGACGAGGACAUUUGUGGACAAUGAUAUUUUGCGUUUCGUUAUGAAACAGAAUGGUCAUAGGAUACGUUUCCGAAAAGCAGACUCAAACCGACAAGUGUGAAGUGAAGCAGCGUAAAAAUUGCAGCUUCUGGUUUGAUCACCCAAAUACUGCAGUCUACCCUCAGUACUUGUCAGCUACCCCUUUCUUACACUCAGUAUAUUGAUAUCUCUCUGUGAUUUGGACCUGGUGACAACUUCAGAUUACAGAAAUGUUUGGAGAUGAAUCUGAUGUUUUUUCUGAGAGUCUAGUGGAGAGAGAAGGUCCGCACCAUAGCACACCUAUCAAGGAUGGUCCCUUCAAACGCCCUCUUCGUCCAGUCCGUAUAACAGCGAGAGUGGAGCCCUCUUCUCCAGUACGUCAGGUUGUCAGUGAUGGUCACCAGUCUGAGAGGAACGGGGAUGUUGACAGAUCCAAUACCUCCAUGAACUCAGAAAAACAGCAGUCACCAGUGAGCCUACAUUCUCCAAGACAUAAUCCCACAUCUCCUAUAGACAGCACAACGCUACAGAAACAGCGACGGGAGAUUCAGCUGUUGAUUCAGGAGCUGAGGGAGCGAGACCAUGAGCUGAAUGAGACAGUGACAGCUCACAGCAGUCAGCUCCUGGCCUGGGAGCGGGACAGACAGAGGCUGUUGAUGCUGGAACAGAAGUGCUCUCGAUAUGAAGGUGAGCUACAACAAAAGAAGAAGCAGGUGGAUAUGAUGAAGGGGAAGCUGAAGGCAGCUCGAAGUUACCAGGAGACCCACAAUGCCAGCCUCAUCACCACCAAGGAAGAGCUGGAACAGCUGAGUCGGCAGAAACAACACAGUGUCGUUCAUAUGGAUACACUGGAGAAACAGAAUGAGAGUUUGGGUAACUCUUUGAAGGCCAUGUCCGGAACAAUCGGUCAGUUGGAGGCUCGGGAGCAGGAACUGAUGACACUGCUCCGUCUCAAGGAGAAGGACGUGUGCCAGGCCACCAGCAGCAUGGCGGAGCUGAAUGCCCGUAUUCAGCAUCUGGACAUCCGAUGUAAUGAGUGCCAGACUCGGGAAGCCGACGCCCUGCACCGUGCCACGCAGUGGAAGCAGAAAUACACUCAGGCCAGAGAGGAGAAUGAAGAAUAUGCAAGUUCUUUACAAAGCAAGGACAAUGAGCUGAGUCUAGUCAGGAGUGAGCUGCAGCAGCUGCAGCAGAGAUUGGUGGCGGCGGAGGAGGAGCUUAUGAUGACAGGUGAGCGUGAUAAGAGCAAGGAUGACCUGAUUGAGUCACUGAGGUCAAAGCAGGAGCGGACGCUGGCCGAACUCCGGAGUGUUCGUGAGUUGUAUGAGCGACAGCAAAGGGAGAUAACUCUGAUGCAGCUCAACCUGGACAGCUCCCGGGAGAACAGCAACCAGAACAGCAACAUGGAACAAAGCAUUGGUCUGGAGGAUUCCAUCAGUUGCCAUGGUAAUGAUGAACCAGUUCAACAUGUGUCUCCACGGCAACAUGAUGUUGACAGUGACAAUCUCCGUGUUUCAUUUGAGGACCGUCUGUCAUCAUUUCUAGAUCAAGACACAGAUAGUGAGGCUCUGACCCAUGCUGAUGUUGCCUCACCUGCCAGUAAACUACAGCGGCUGUUGACAGAGUCAAGGAUGAUGAUAGAGAGCCUGGAGAAGUCCACUGUACCAGCCUCCAGUAACACCCAGGGGAACUCUGUGUCCAGCCAUACUUCACCAAUGACCUCUCGGAAUUCCUCAGUGCAAGAAAGAUCAGCAAGUGAGCAGACACUCGGGGGGACCAUAGUUCCACAGACCCAGGAAGUCCAAGAGAGCCUCCAGUCUUAUCCUGUGUUGCAAGAGCAGACCAACUUUGGGAUCAUAUCCCCAUUAGAAUUCAGGCCAAGGCCACAUGCAUCACACUACCAUGAAUCAAAAUGUGAUGUGAAAACAACUCAGCAAGACCCCUCUCUAAGUUCUGAAUCACUGGAGCCUCACACACAGGGGUCAAGGGAACUUGAAUUUUCAAGACCUUAUCAGCAUAACAAAGAUCAGUCGAGGUCACAAGAUGUUGAGUCUCUUGGGUCAAGGUCACAUGACCCUUAUUUUCAAGUGUCAAGGUCACUUGAUUUCCAGUCCCGAAGAAUUAAGGUCACAUGACCCUUAUUCACAGGUGUCAAGGUCAUAUGACUUCCAGUCCCAAGGUGAAACAUCACAGGAAGGUGAAGGUCAUGAUGCAAGGUCACAAUAUUUUCAGUCCCAGCAUUCCCUGUUUGGGUCAGAGUUACCUUCAGUGGCUCAGAAUGAGUUCAGUGACACAGAAUCGUCCAACAUUCUCAGAAGACAGAUUGACAGCUGACAAUAGGCUCCAAACAGUUGAUGUCAAAUCUCAGUCCCUGCUCACC